Molecule: messenger RNA, 1332 nt
Organism: Plasmodium gonderi
Lineage: Eukaryota; Apicomplexa; Aconoidasida; Haemosporida; Plasmodiidae
Product: elongation factor 1-alpha
Exons: 1
Coding region: 1-1332 (443 amino acids)
Biological process (GO): translational elongation; translation
Molecular function (GO): translation elongation factor activity; GTP binding; GTPase activity
Source: RefSeq, a predicted model, not a curated record
AUGGGAAAGGAGAAAACUCAUAUUAACUUGGUGGUUAUUGGCCAUGUCGAUAGUGGCAAGUCGACAACAACUGGUCACAUUAUUUACAAAUUAGGAGGAAUUGAUAGGAGAACCAUUGAAAAGUUUGAAAAGGAAUCAGCUGAAAUGGGUAAAGGUAGUUUUAAGUACGCAUGGGUUUUGGAUAAACUUAAGGCAGAAAGAGAAAGAGGUAUCACUAUUGAUAUUGCCUUAUGGAAAUUUGAAACCCCAAGAUACUUCUUCACAGUUAUUGAUGCACCAGGUCAUAAAGAUUUUAUAAAAAAUAUGAUUACGGGUACAUCACAAGCUGAUGUAGCCUUGUUGGUUGUACCAGCAGAAGUUGGUGGUUUUGAAGGUGCGUUCUCAAAGGAAGGUCAAACGAAGGAACAUGCCUUACUAGCCUUUACCUUAGGAGUUAAACAAAUUGUUGUUGGUGUUAAUAAGAUGGACACAGUUAAGUACUCAGAAGAUAGAUAUGAAGAAAUUAAAAAGGAAGUUAGAGAUUACUUGAAGAAGGUUGGGUACCAAGCUGAUAAGGUUGAUUUUAUACCCAUAUCCGGUUUUGAAGGAGAUAACCUCAUUGAGAAAUCUGACAAAACCCCAUGGUAUAAGGGAAGAACGCUGAUUGAAGCUUUGGAUACUAUGGAACCUCCCAAGAGGCCAUAUGACAAGCCAUUAAGAAUACCUCUUCAAGGUGUGUACAAAAUUGGAGGUAUCGGUACUGUCCCAGUAGGAAGAGUUGAAACAGGUAUUUUGAAAGCAGGUAUGGUUUUGAAUUUUGCACCAUCAGCUGUUGUUUCUGAAUGUAAAUCUGUUGAAAUGCACAAGGAAGUGUUGGAAGAAGCCAGACCAGGUGACAAUAUCGGUUUCAAUGUGAAGAACGUUUCAGUGAAGGAAAUUAAAAGAGGAUAUGUUGCAUCAGAUACAAAGAAUGAGCCAGCAAAAGGAUGUUCCAAAUUUACAGCACAGGUUAUUAUACUGAACCACCCAGGUGAAAUCAAAAACGGAUACAGUCCUGUUUUAGAUUGUCACACUGCUCACAUAUCUUGCAAAUUUUUAAAUAUCGAUUCGAAAAUUGAUAAACGUUCCGGAAAGGUUGUUGAAGAAAAUCCCAAAUCUAUCAAAUCUGGAGAUUCUGCCUUAGUUAGCUUAGAACCAAAGAAGCCUAUGGUUGUUGAAACAUUUACAGAAUAUCCACCUUUGGGAAGAUUUGCUAUUAGAGAUAUGAGACAAACAAUUGCUGUUGGUAUUAUCAAAGCAGUAGAGAAGAAAGAACCUGGAGCUGUAUCUGCUAAAAACCCAGCAAAGAAAUAA